This is a messenger RNA of Cornus florida, 600 nucleotides long. Its product is annotated as secreted RxLR effector protein 161-like. The transcript has a single exon. Bases 1 to 600 code for a protein of 199 amino acids. The record is from RefSeq and is a predicted model, not a curated record. Lineage: Eukaryota; Viridiplantae; Streptophyta; Magnoliopsida; Cornales; Cornaceae.
AUGAAAAAUCUUGGAUCUCUCCGUUAUUUCCUUGGUUUUGAGAUCACUACAGCUACAGAUGUUUACUUUCUUACUCAAGCAAAGUACAGUUUAGAUCUUCUUGCCAAAGCUCAAAUCACGGACAACAAGAUUACGGAUACACCUCUUAAGCCCAAUAUGAGACUCACUCCCUCUGAUGGUGAACCUCUUCAUGGUGGUACAUUGUAUCGACAAUUGGUUGGUAGUUUGGUAUACCUUAUUGUCACCCGUCCAGAUAUUUCUCAAGUUGUUCAUAAAGUUAGUCAAUUCAUGGCUGCACCGCAAUCCACACAUUUUGUUGAUGUUCUUCGCAUUCGUCGUUAUAUCAAGGGCACUAUAUUUCAUGGACUUCAUUUCUCUCGCCAGUCACCACUUAUCCUUCACACUUAUGCGGAUGUUGAUUGGGUAGGAGACCCAAUAGAUCGUCGUUCCACUACAGGCUACUGUUUCUUUUUAGGUACUUCACUCAUCUCUUGGUGCAGUAAGAAACAGACCAUUGUUGCCCAAUCUAGUACCAAAGCAGAAUACAGAGCCCUUGCAGAUGCCACUUCUGAGCUUUUGUGGUUACAAUGGCUCCUCUAG